Messenger RNA from Manis pentadactyla (Chinese pangolin), 3067 nucleotides. It is a transcript of the gene ATP6V0A2, whose product is annotated as ATPase H+ transporting V0 subunit a2. Gene Ontology annotation, cellular component: vacuolar proton-transporting V-type ATPase, V0 domain; vacuolar proton-transporting V-type ATPase complex; plasma membrane. The transcript has 20 exons. Bases 657 to 2831 code for a protein of 724 amino acids. The record is from RefSeq and is a predicted model, not a curated record. Lineage: Eukaryota; Metazoa; Chordata; Mammalia; Pholidota; Manidae. Gene Ontology annotation, molecular function: proton-transporting ATPase activity, rotational mechanism; ATPase binding. Gene Ontology annotation, biological process: proton transmembrane transport; vacuolar acidification.
CUCAACCAGAACGUAAGUUCUUUCCAAAGAAAAUUUGUUGGUGAGGUGAAGAGAUGUGAAGAACUAGAGCGUAUAUUGGCUUAUUUGGUGCAGGAAAUUAAUAGAGCUGAUAUUCCCCUUCCCGAGGGAGAGGCCAGUCCUCCUGCACCUCCUCUUAAACAAGUUCUAGAAAUGCAGAAGCUAUGUAGGUGAUGGGUUGUUCCAAGUGGAUGGCAAACCGAAUUUCUUCUCCCUGAGUUCAGGGUCUCCGGGGCUGGGGAUGCAAUGUGAGCAUGCUGUGCGCUCCCUGUGGACUAUGAGUUGGGGUCUCAGUGUACUCAUCUGAUAGUGCAGCACACUGGGAAACAGACUGGAGCCCCUGACAGCCCUUCUGAAAUGAUGAGUACUGUGUCUCCAGGACCAUUCCAUUGCUGGCUGCUCUGUUUGUUCAUCUGGGAGGAAGUCAUUUAACGUUUGAUAUUUCUGCCUUUUUAAACCCCCUGGUUUUGGUGCUGAGAAAAGAUUGUUAAAACGACACCUGACCUAACCCACCCUCUCAAGGAGCUGCCAUCUUGUCUUAGGAGCAGCUGCAGAAGCUCGAGGUUGAACUGAGAGAAGUCACCAAGAACAAGGAGAAACUGAGGAAGAACUUGCUUGAGCUGAUUGAGUACACGCACAUGCUGAGGGUGACGAAGGCCUUUGUGAGGCGGAGCGUGGAGUUUGAACCUACUUAUGAAGAAUUCCUUCCCUUAGAGAAUGAUGCAUUAUUGGACUACAGCUGUAUGCAGAGGCUGGGAGCAAAACUGGGAUUUGUAUCUGGCCUAAUUAACCAAGGAAAAGUCGAAGCAUUUGAAAAAAUGUUGUGGAGGGUCUGCAAAGGGUACACCAUUGUGACCUAUGCAGAACUGGGUGAGCCCCUGGAAGACCCUGAAACAGGAGAAGUCAUAAAAUGGUAUGUGUUUUUAAUAUCCUUUUGGGGAGAGCAGAUUGGCCACAAGGUUAAGAAGAUAUGUGAUUGUUACCACUGCCACGUUUACCCCUACCCAAAUACUGCUGAGGAGCGAGCGGAGAUUCAGGAGGGGCUGAAUACCCGGAUUCAAGAUCUUUAUACUGUGCUCCACAAAACCGAGGAUUAUUUAAGGCAAGUGCUGUGUAAAGCUGCUGAAUCCGUCUACAGCCGCAUCAUCCAGGUGAAGAAGAUGAAGGCCAUUUACCACAUGCUGAACAUGUGCAGCUUCGAUGUGACAAACAAGUGCCUCAUCGCUGAGGUCUGGUGUCCUGAGGCUGAUCUACAUGACCUGCGCCAAGCGCUAGAGGAGGGGUCGAGACAGAGCAGUGCCACAAUCCCCUCAUUUAUGAACACAAUCCCAACAAAAGAAACACCCCCGACUCUAAUCCGCACCAACAAAUUCACCGAGGGAUUUCAGAACAUUGUGGAUGCCUAUGGAGUUGGGAGCUACAGAGAAGUGAACCCAGCUCUCUUCACCAUCAUCACUUUCCCCUUUCUAUUUGCCGUAAUGUUUGGAGACUUUGGACAUGGCUUUGUGAUGUUCUUGUUCGCCCUCUUGUUGGUGUUAAAUGAAAAUCAUCCCAGACUCAGUCAGUCCCAAGAGAUCAUACGGAUGUUUUUCAAUGGUCGGUACAUCCUCUUGCUGAUGGGGCUGUUCUCAGUAUACACAGGUCUCAUCUACAAUGACUGCUUCUCCAAGUCAGUCAACAUUUUCGGCUCUAGGUGGAAUGUGUCUGCCAUGUACAGUUCCAGUCACACCCCAGCAGAGCACAAGAAGAUGGUGCUUUGGAACGCCAGCACUGUCAGGCACAGCAGGGUUUUGCAAUUGGACCCCAGCAUCCCAGGAGUGUUCCAAGGCCCAUAUCCUCUUGGUAUUGAUCCUAUUUGGAACUUGGCCACAAAUCGUCUCACUUUUCUCAAUUCUUUCAAAAUGAAAAUGUCUGUGAUUUUAGGAAUUAGUCACAUGACUUUUGGAGUCAUUCUUGGGAUAUUUAACCACUUGCAUUUCAGGAAGAAGUUCACUAUUUAUUUGGUUUCCAUCCCAGAACUUCUCUUCAUGCUCUGCAUCUUUGGAUACCUUGUAUUUAUGAUUAUCUAUAAGUGGCUGGCUUACUCAGCAGAAACUUCCAGAGUUGCUCCUAGCAUUCUGAUUGAAUUUAUUAACAUGUUUUUAUUCCCGGCUAAUGAAACAAAUGGUCUUUACCAAGGGCAGGAGCAUGUCCAGAGACUGUUGCUGGUCAUCACAGCAUUGUCUGUCCCUGUUCUCUUUCUGGGAAAGCCACUCUUUCUGUUAUGGCUGCACAACGGCCGCAGCUGCUUUGGGGUGAGCCGGAGCGGUUACACACUUGUAAGGAAAGAUAGCAAGGAAGAAGUUUCUUUGCUGGGAAGCCAAGACAUCGAAGAGGGGAAUAACCCCAUGGAGGACGGAUGUAGAGAAGUGCCCUGUGAGGAGUUUAAUUUUGGAGAAGCAUUAAUGACCCAAGUGAUUCACUCCAUCGAGUACUGUCUAGGAUGCAUCUCCAAUACUGCUUCCUACCUGAGGCUCUGGGCUCUCAGCCUGGCUCAUGCACAGUUAUCUGAUGUCCUGUGGGCCAUGCUGAUGCGGGUGGGCCUCCGAGUAGACACAACUUAUGGAGUCUUGCUGCUGCUCCCGGUUAUUGCUCUCUUUGCAGUUUUGACAAUUUUCAUCCUUUUGAUCAUGGAAGGACUUUCUGCAUUCCUUCACGCCAUACGCCUCCAUUGGGUAGAAUUUCAGAACAAAUUCUACACUGGUGCAGGCACCAAAUUUGUUCCUUUCUCAUUCAGGCUACUUACAUCCAAGUUCAGUGAUGACAUGACAUGAUCGUACUGCUGUAUCCAACAAGCUUACAGAUUUAUGGAGGAUUAUCAUGUUAAUUGAAUUUCACUUAUGUCAAAUUUACAUAGGAAAAAUUCCAUCUUUAUUGAUUGCCUUAUGAUAUAGCCAAAUAAUUCUGUAAGAUAUACCUCUUCCUCAUAUGUUAAAUAUUUUAUAAAGCUUACCAACUUAAGAUGCAAAUUUGAGUUUUAAUGAUGAGCAAAUAAAAGCUACUGCCAAAA